CUCGUUUGCUUUUAUAUCAGUGGGAAUACUGGGAGCUGCUGCCAUGAAAGAACAAUCGUGCCAACUUUUGUUAACGAUCUUCGCCUUCUGCACAAUUGCAGGCUUUGUUAGUUGCGACGUAGAAAUUGAAUACAAUUUCAAGGAAUAUUUGCCUCCGUUGUGGGAAGAGCACGUCAACGUGCUGAGCAAACUGUGCAGCUGCAACGUAGAAAAGGAAAAAUUAGCCUCACAAAAGAGGGAAUGCGAUCAGAGUAAUAAGCAUUUAAAGGAGUUAUACGAACGCGAAAAGGAAUUGACUGAACGUGACAAUAAAUCGUGUUUCAACGAACUGAAUUUCAACAAACAGAUUUGUGACUUAAAAAUCAAUGGGCUUGAAUUACACCAUGAAAGAAAACUUCGAAUUGAUAAACAAAAUUUAUUGUCGCUCAGUACUGGUUGGUACUUGUUGAGUCCACCAAAUAAAUUAGCCAACUGGUUUGAGGCCGCGAGAGCUUGCAAAGAGUAUGGCAUGGAGCUUGUCAGCAUUGAGACUAAAGAGGAAAAUGACGCCCUUCUUAAAGUAAUAGGUAUUGAAAACUUUUGGAUUUCGGGGGUCGACCUGGGCUCUGAAGGUCAUUUUUACUGGGCAAGUACUGGAAAGGAAAUCGGUCCUUUUACAUAUUUUCUCAAGGACCAGCCGGACAACAUGGGGGGUGAUGAAAACUUUUUGCAUUUCUGGAGUAGAGGAAAAACUGAGCCAUUCAUGUGGAACGAUAGUAAGUACACGUGGAAAAUGAGGUUUAUUUGUGAGUUGCAGAAUUAAGUGAUGUGGAAUUUUAAAUUAAUAUCUAGUUUCCCACAGUUUUUCAUAUUUAAAUCUAAAACUUUCUUUUUAUUUCUAAUUUUCAAUGUCAGCAAAAAUAAAAUUAAUUAUUGUAAUAAAAAUUAUGUAUUUUUUAAGAGGUUUUUUCAUCCACGUAAAAACCUCUUAAAAAUUAACCCCUGAAACUGCUUUACACUUUACAACACAAACAAAACACUACUCUACACUAAUUUUAACAGAAAAAAACACACGCACACUAACAAUUAUC
Neocloeon triangulifer is the source of this 1070-nucleotide messenger RNA. RefSeq names its product C-type lectin 37Da-like. The transcript has 6 exons. Gene Ontology annotation, cellular component: external side of plasma membrane. Gene Ontology annotation, biological process: biological process involved in interspecies interaction between organisms. Lineage: Eukaryota; Metazoa; Arthropoda; Insecta; Ephemeroptera; Baetidae. Gene Ontology annotation, molecular function: carbohydrate binding. The coding region runs from base 44 to 802 and encodes 252 amino acids. The record is from RefSeq and is a predicted model, not a curated record.